GAGCGUAGGGCCCGACCCGUGCCCGACCCGUGCCCGACCCGUGCCCGACCCGUGCCCGACCCGUGCCCGACCCGUGCCCGACCCGUGCCCGCCGCUGUCCUUCCUCAACGCUGGGAGCUGCUGGCAGUCCCUGAGUUGUGGUCUCAUCAACCUGAGGAUGACAACGCUAGCCUUUGUUGAUAAGGAGAAUGGCGAAGUUGGUGUUACCAAGAAUCAGCUGAGACUCCCUUCAAGACCUUCGAAAAUCUUGUCUGAAAGAACACAAGUUAACACUCCACUUCCUAAAAAAACAAUCGGUGUGUCUCCAGCCACAUCUCACUCUGUCAGAAAGGCUCUUGGAAAUGUGAAUAGAACUGGAGGAGUCACGAGCAAGAUGGAAAAGAUAGGAGAGAAAAAUCAGCCUCGUACUGCAAGCAAAAUUACUGAAAAGACUGCUGGAUUAGAAAGCUGUGGUUCAGGGGCUGAAGAAGACUGGCCAGAAAUAGAAAACAUGUUUCCUUUUGAUCCUCAAGACUUUGAGAGUUUUGAUCUUCCUGAAGAGCACAAAGUAAGCAAUAUCAACCUGUGUGGUGUUCCCCUCAUGAUAUUUGAAAGGACAUAUGACAGAUGUGUCAACACAGUUCCUUCACCUACAGAGAUUGAAGAGAUUUCAUGGGAGCCCAACUUGCUGCAAUCAACUGCUGACUUCCUUGCUACUCUGGAUGAGAUCAUUGACAUGCCACCUCCAAAUUAUGACCUUUAGUGCAUAUUCUGAAGUUCCUAUUGAAUUAAAAUGUCAUUAAGUUCUGUGUUUUAAUAAAGGCUACUCUAAGCUGUGUAA
This is a messenger RNA of Colius striatus (speckled mousebird), 820 nucleotides long. It is a transcript of the gene PTTG1, whose product is annotated as PTTG1 regulator of sister chromatid separation, securin. Gene Ontology annotation, biological process: chromosome organization. The transcript has 6 exons. Bases 158 to 742 code for a protein of 194 amino acids. The record is from RefSeq and is a predicted model, not a curated record. NCBI's taxonomy places the organism in Eukaryota, Metazoa, Chordata, Aves, Coliiformes, Coliidae. Gene Ontology annotation, cellular component: nucleus; cytoplasm.